Molecule: messenger RNA, 1803 nt
Organism: Drosophila novamexicana
Lineage: Eukaryota; Metazoa; Arthropoda; Insecta; Diptera; Drosophilidae
Product: eukaryotic translation initiation factor 4 gamma
Exons: 5
Coding region: 1-1803 (600 amino acids)
Source: RefSeq, a predicted model, not a curated record
AUGGAAACUGCCAAACCACCAACAAGUUUAUCGAUGCUGCUGCUGCUGCUGCCGCUGUGGGUGACCAUCGGCUCGGCGCUGCCCAAACGCGAGCUGCAAAUGCUCGAGAUGAUGCAGAACAUUUUGGGCGUGGACAGCGCCGAUUUGAGUGGACGCAGCCAGCGCUCGAGUCCCAUGCUCUUCGCCGCCUCGGUGCCCUGUGAGGACAGCCUGCCCGAGGACAGCAGCGCCCAGCUGAGCCUGUUCGACGGGGACUUCGACGAGAGCGAGGAGUGCGGCGACUAUGGACAACCCUGCCACGGUGCCGCACAGCUGCCUUCGGGCCUGGAGCCCUGCGCCCGGCCCAUGCUGCCCAUGCAGCAUCCCUGCUUUGUGCGAGUCGUCUUGCUGCGCACGCCUCUGCUGCGGCACGAUCCCUGCACUAACUUCACCCUGGGCAUGGCACAGCCGACGACAACCAGCAGCACGACCAGCGCCUCCGCUAAGAAACCCAGGGGCAAAAAGUGCAGAUCCAAGAUGCGCAAAUCGACGCCCAGACCCACGCCAGGCAGCAACAGCACCAGCUCCAGCACAAGCUCAGCUACAAGCACCACGGAACUGGAGACAACAACAACAAGUACAAGGCCAACCACAACGAGCAGGCCAGCUGAAACCAGCACCACAGAGCGCACCACGACUUCGUCAACCACAGCCAGGAGCACAACAACAAAGACGCCGAGCACUACAACAACCGAAUUGCUGCCCACCAUAAUGGAGCUCGACGAGAUGUCAACCACAAUCACAGCGCCGAGCAGCUCCACCGUCGUCUACACCCGACGCAACAAGCUGAAGUCCUUGCGCGGCAGGCGCCGCAAGCAACAGCGCGGCAAGUUGGCAGGUGUGCCGGAUAAGCCCACGAUCAAAUUGGAUGGCAGCAUGCAGCCCAGUGAUACGUUUCCGGUAUUUCUGACCACGGAGGCCGCCGAGCUGAGAUCACGUCCCAAGUCCACCACGUUGCGGCCGGAAGCGCUGGCCACAACAUCGACAGAAAGUGAAACAACAACCGAGUGCAUCGAAGCAUCCGACGAUGAGGAAACCGCAACGGAAAACGCUGAGAGCAGAACAAACGAAGAAGAAGAAGAAGAAGACAAAGAAACUGAAGCCAGUGAAGACUGUGAAGAUGCCGAAGAUCAGGAUACGAAUCUAUGCCCACAGUUUUCAGCGCCUGAGGAGGCAGCCAACAUGCGACUUAUGCCUUCUGGAAGCCGCUUUCGCAAGCCAGUCAAGAACUAUGUGGAGCCGAUUCUGUAUGAGGGCCAGUUCGCCAAGCCACGACAGCGGAUCGGCAUGUUGCCACCGCAACGACGAGAUUUCUAUGUGAGCAACAAGCAGAUCAUGCCCAGACCGAGGCCCAAGCUCCGGCAGCCGCUGCCGCAUUCAAUCUACAUGAACAACAUUGUGCGUGGACUCAAGUGCAGCGAUGAGGCUGGCGCACACGCCCAUCCGCCACAGCCAGGUCGCUUCCUGUCCCGGAAGCCGGCCACAACGCCACAGCGUAUCUGGCUGAACAGACGCAAUGGGGCAGGCUACGCGCCGUUGCGCUCGCAGCCUUCAGCACAAGGCCCGCAACGCGGACGCGACAAUCCGCUGUAUGGACUCAGCUCCGGCGAGGAUCCGGACUCGUAUGGCCACGACAGCGAUCAGUACUAUGAUGAUGACACACCCGAUCGCCUGGCCUGGCCACGCGAUCAUCCAUUGCAUGGAUCUUUCAAGAAACUGAUUAUUGGAGAUAUGGAAAAUACAGAAUCUGGCAUCACAUAUUGA